Messenger RNA from Anopheles coluzzii, 3043 nucleotides. It is a transcript of the gene Acsf3, whose product is annotated as malonate--CoA ligase ACSF3, mitochondrial. NCBI's taxonomy places the organism in Eukaryota, Metazoa, Arthropoda, Insecta, Diptera, Culicidae. The record is from RefSeq and is a predicted model, not a curated record. Gene Ontology annotation, molecular function: medium-chain fatty acid-CoA ligase activity. The transcript has 3 exons. Bases 385 to 2493 code for a protein of 702 amino acids. Gene Ontology annotation, biological process: fatty acid metabolic process.
CUGAUCGUCCGGCGCAGAAAGACUACAAAAUAAAUCAAGUCGGCAGGGCGAACGUGUUUCUGCUUCCUGCCGUGUGAACAGUAAAACGGUGAACAAAAAAAGCAAACUCAACCAACCGCUGCACCUUCUGAACUCUUUUACACUCGAAAAAGAAACACCGCAGACGAUAGUGCAGCGCGUAUUCAUGGUGGCUAACAGUGGCGUGCGAGUGAACAUCUUCCAUUACAAUCCGGAGUGAAAACGCAUUUCAUAACAACUGCAGCGGUCAGCGGCAGCAUCAGUUUGCAGUGCAUUGACCGAGCAGCAGGCAACGGGAAGAAGCAGUUGUUGUACCGGGCACACAUACACCGCAUAUCUGUGAUUUGGCACCGGCGUGUGACCAGUAUGACGAAAUUUAUGCUUGCCAGGCGCUGCCUGGAGGUAGCGACCGAUACGCUCGGCACGGCCGCAAACACCCUUGCACCCCGGCUAUCGGCCGCUGGACCGUUCGGCUGGAUGAAACAGUACCACACCCUGCCAGGGGGCGUACGCUCACCGGGCCGCCCCUAUUCCACGCAAACCGACAGCCGCAAGUCCGCCACCCAGGGCUUUGACGAUGGCGACCGUCCACCGGUCGAUCCGGAGGCGGUGCAUGCGGAUCUGCUGCGCCGACUGACGAAGCUGUACGAGCAGGAGGUAGCCCGGGAGCUGAUCGUGCCGCCGUUCAAGCGAGCCCUGCUGUACGGCGAGAAGGCAGCCGUCCGCGACCAGGUCGGCGAUUUUACCUUCAUCCAGCUGUACGAAGCGGUCAAACGAUUGGCGGCUCAAAUAUCCAAAUGUUGCGGUAGUGCUUCCCAAUCUCGUGUGGCAUUUCUCUGUCCCAACAAUAUCACAUACGUGAUCAGCCAAUGGGCUUGCUGGUUUUCCGGGCAAGUUGCUGUGCCCUUGAAUGCAAAGUAUCCGGCCGAUCUGCUCGAGUACUAUAUCAAAGAUUCCGAUGCUUCGCUGCUGCUAACGACGCCGGAAUUUCUGCCCCUGGCGGAACCACUGGCCGCAAAGCUACAGAAACCCCUGCUGGUGGUUAAUCAUGACCUGAUCCACACGAACGGUGGUGUGGCGGGUGGUACGACGAACGGAGGGGACGCCACCGCACCGAUGGCCGACGUGGUGUCCUACCUCGAUCCGACGAGAGAAAACUUGCUCCAGCUGAACGAUACGCUCGUGGUGGAAAGCGCACUGAAUGGGGAGUUUUAUCGCGACGCGAACGCACUGAUCCUGUACACCUCCGGCACGACCGGUAAGCCGAAGGGAGUGGUCCUUAGCUACGCCAAUCUGGACGCUCAGCUGCGUGCCCUGGCGCACGCGUGGCAAGUAAGUGCGACCGAUUCGGUGCUACACACGCUGCCGCUCAACCACGUGCACGGGACGAUCAAUGCACUCAACUUGCCGCUGGCCGUCGGGGCGAAGUGCGUCAUGCUGCCCAAGUUCGACAGCAGCAGCGUGUGGAGCUACCUGCUGAACGUGAACAUGACCACGAAGGAGCGCGUGAACGUGUUCAUGGGCGUGCCGACAAUGUACGGGCUGCUGAUCCGCGAGUACGACAGCGUGUUCGGCAAGAACGCGCGCAUGUGCGAUUACGUCAAGACGCACUGCAAGAACAAGAUACGGCUGAUGAUUUCCGGCUCGGCCCCGCUGCCGGGCAAUAUCUUCGCUCGGUGGAAUGAAAUCACGGGCCACCGGUUGCUGGAGCGGUACGGCAUGACCGAAAUCGGUAUGGCCAUCUCGAACCCGUACGUGCAGGAUGGCGAGCAGCGCAGCCGCAAGCAGGGCUGCGUGGGAAUGCCUCUGCCCGGGGUGAGUGUGCGUAUCGUGGAGCAGGAAAGUGGCCGCACACUAACGCUCGAGGGGCGCGAAAAUGAAGGAUAUUGGAAGAGUGGAGCAGCGGACAGCAGCUCGAAGCAGCAGGAGGAAACCAUUGCCGGCCAGCUGUACGUGAAGGGACGCUCGGUGUUCCGCGAGUACUGGCAGAAGCCGCAGGAAACGGCGUCCGAGUUCGAUGCGGACGGUUGGUUCCGGACGGGCGACACGGCACGGUACGAAAACGGCACGAUACGCAUCCUGGGCCGCACCUCGGUGGACAUCAUCAAAUCCGGCGGCUUCAAGCUGUCCGCGCUCGAGAUCGAAACGGCACUGCACGAACAUCCGGACACGAGCGACGUGGCGGUGCUCGGCCUGCCGGACGAAACCUGGGGCCAGCGGGUAGUGGCGGUGAUAAGUUUGCGCGACCACGUUGCCGCCGAAUCGUUCAGCAUUCCAAAGCUGCUGGUGUGGCUGGAACAGAAGCUGCCCAAGCAGGCCAUCCCGAAGGAGGUCCGGCUGGUGGGCGAGAUUCCGCGCAAUGCGAUGGGCAAAAUUAACAAACGCGAACUGAUCGACAGGUUGUACGGAGACAGCACCGCGACAGCAACGCCGACGCCGCCAGCAAGCAGUACGGCGGGAGACGGUAAACCCUAAGCUAACGGUAAACUGUUUGGAGGUCGGUUAAUGCAAAGUCCGCGACCGCAACGCGCACAGCAGAAGGAAACGUAUUUAUAUGCACACCAUGCAUCCGGCGCGGCGACAAUGUGAAGCGGAUGAGAUGAGCUAGAUAGGAAGGAAAGAGGGCAAAACAAGCCCCGGUGGUCUCGUCACUAGUCACACACACACACACACAAAAGCCCAUCUUCCGCUUCACUCGGUCGCCGGCUUACCCGUGGCGGGAGGGAGGAAAUGUUGCAAACUCCCAUUGUGUCUCAGCAUGCAUUAUUGAUUUAUAUUUCGUUUGUAAUUAUGUUCUUCGUAUUGUAUCGUAUCCUCCGCUCGCGGGCGGGCCCAUCUUUCGGCAAUUGUUGGGCGAAACCGGAGCAACGUGGAGAUCGUGAUUGGCGCGAUGAGGGUGGGUGAGUGAGAGUGCGUGAGAAUGGGUGAUAAUGAGCAUAUAUCAUCAUCACCCAUAAUCGGGUAUGUGGGAAUGUGAAACAAACAAAGCUUCUGACAACAAGGUUCCAAAUUUGUUGACGAAUUA